Molecule: messenger RNA, 1951 nt
Organism: Siniperca chuatsi (mandarin fish)
Lineage: Eukaryota; Metazoa; Chordata; Actinopteri; Centrarchiformes; Sinipercidae
Gene: b3gnt2l
Product: UDP-GlcNAc:betaGal beta-1,3-N-acetylglucosaminyltransferase 2, like
Exons: 2
Coding region: 327-1607 (426 amino acids)
Cellular component (GO): membrane
Molecular function (GO): protein N-acetylglucosaminyltransferase activity
Source: RefSeq, a predicted model, not a curated record
GUAAAGACCUACACCUGCAUGUAGUCCUGUCGCCACCUCAUUUCCAUUUAAGGAAAAAAUCAGGGCAAAGUAAAUGAUGCGGUUUUGUACGCCUGUUUACCUGUCAGUAGGAUUUGAAAGCUUCUGGAUACUAUUUUAUUCUGCCGCUUCAUACGUCUGCUUCCGCCUUUGCUCGGUGUGUUCUGCACAUCCAGAGUGUCACCUGCUGGCAGAGUCUGUGUUACCUGAAGAGGAUAACACACCAGCUACCAGGACUAUCUCACCUGAAAGAUGAUAAUUUUCUAAGAACAACAAACGACACAGCUUGGUUUACUUACCUCGAGCCAAUGAAACGUAUUCAAACAUUCAGCGCUAUGGUUCUCGUUGUCACUUUAUUUCUGAUCUUCUUCUACUCGUCCCUACACCUAGAGACGACCCAUAGUCACAGGGCUGAACGAGAGGACCUCCUGAAGCAUCCCAACCUCCAGGUCCAUGACCCUGAUAUGAAAACACAAUCCUCCAAGCAGGACAACUUCACCACCCCUCACCCUGAUGUCCACAGUGUGUCUGUUUCUGACGGUUUCAGACAGAGCAUCCCACAAAACGGAGCAUACUGGAACCGUCUGCUGUACUCGGCCCUCAGGAAUCUGGACAUUGGAGUAAAUCCUCUCAGACAUGACUCUGAUUUAUCUCCCUGCAGGGAGAUAAAUCAAGAGCUUCUGCAAACCAAUGUGCACGACAUCACCUCCUACCCUGUCUUAUUCCACAACUUUUUGCAGGGCAUGAACUGCAAGUCCGCUCCAGUCCUGAUCAAUCAACCCAACAAGUGCAUCUUCUCUGAAGGGGAGGGAGACAACCAGACCUUCCUGCUUUUUGCCAUCAAGUCAACUCCUGGAAACUUUGAGCAGAGACAGGCGGUGCGGGAGACCUGGGGGCGAGAGGGGGUGUAUCAGAGUAGAUCAAGAGUGCGUACAGUGUUUCUCCUGGGUACCUCCUCGCUGGACGACCCUGACCUCGGCCCACUACUGUCAUUUGAAGCAAACCACUUUGGGGACCUCCUGCAGUGGGACUUCCGUGAAUCCUUCUUGAACCUGACGCUCAAAAUGAACAUGUUCCUCCAGUGGAAACUGAAAAACUGUCCUCAUGUCUCCUUUGUCUUUAGUGGGGAUGAUGAUGUAUUUGUCAACACCCCAGCAUUACUCAGCUACCUGCAGUCUCUGGAGCCUUCGAAGGUCUCUCAGUUGUAUGUUGGACACAUAAUAAACACAGCAAGUCCCCUCAGGGACCCUAAAAGCAAAUACUACAUUCCGCUGAGCUUCUAUGACGGCCCAUACCCUGCUUAUGCUGGUGGAGGUGGUUUUCUUAUCUCUGGAGCGUUGCUGCAACCCCUAUAUUCAGUUUCACAUGUCAUUCCUUUCUUCCCCAUCGACGACGUCUACACUGGGAUGUGCUGUAACGCUCUAGGAGUUUCUCCUGAGGCACACACAGGCUUUCAGACCUUUGACGUCAAGGAGGAGGAUCGCGAGAAUCUGUGUGUACAUAAAGAUCUUAUUCUGAUUCACCAGCGCUCCCCAAGGCAGAUGAAGAGGCUGUGGAAGGGAAUUCACAACCCCUUACUGACUUGUUGAACAGGACUGGUGAGCAAAAGAUGCAGCAACAGAAUCGCAAAUUCUGACUGCAGGGACAUAUACAAGCCUUCCAUCAUUGUCCCCUUCACUGUCCCAUUUCAAGAUUAUGCAGCAGAUGGAAUUGUAAUUGUUGGUAUUGUACUGUCCACUGUUGACGACAUGCAUGGAAUCAAACUUGUAGCAUGAAUUAAAUUGUGCAGUAAAGCAAUGUUAAGUUUUACCAGUACUGGAUGUCAUCAUAGACAUUCUUAACCAUGGACCAUUUGAACACUUUUUUUGAUGUCAUUAAUUAACCCAAUUUCCAUUUUCCUAUUGAAUUUAAAUAAAGAAUUCAACCAAGACAA